UGAUAUUAUGUCAUUUUGACGUGUGAAAAUUCGUAGUGAAAGUUUCCCAAAAAUGACGACGUAUUCUGCUAAGUAGGUGUUCCCUAUGGCUUCAUCAAGCAAUUCAACUGGGAAUUCGGAUGAGUUUGCAGAUGCGGAAGAAAUUCCAGUUCCGCCUGACAUGACCCUGGAAAAAGCAUUGGAAGAAGCACAACAAGCUAUCACUACUUUUUUAAUAAUCAGUUCAAUGAAGCAAAGAGUUUAAUGACCCCUUAUUCCAACGUGAGCAUGUACCACUCCCUGGGCCACUCAGUAUUCCUCUACCUCGAAGCGAUGCUCACCUUCGAGCAGCAGUCCAUCAUCAACGCGUCCAAGGCACUCAAACACUCCCUGGCCGUGUGCAACAGGUACAGAAAGAAGAACACCUUGGGAGAAUCUAUUGGAAAGAUGGUGAAAAAGACCAACUUCGACCAGUACACGGAAGAAGAGGCACAUGCCGAGUUGUGCCAUGCUGAGUGCUUGCUCCUCAAGUCUAUGUUGACCUUCAUGGAGGAUGAGACGUUGAGUAGUUUCAUCAAGGCUGGACUUAAGAUCAGAUCGUGUUAUAACUCGUAUAAGGAUUGUCAGCAAAUACUACUUAAAAGAAACUGGGAUAGAGAUUCAACGAAGGUGCACUUUGAAAGCGGAGUAAAAAUGGGCAUUGGAACUUUUAACCUCAUGAUAUCCAUGUUACCAUCCAGAGUAAUAAAGUUGUUAGAAUCAUUGGGUUUUCCGGAAAUAAGCAAAAGGGUCUUGAUGAUCUACUGGCCGGUUACCGUAUGGACGGCCUGAGACAAAUCCUGUGCCUGAUGACCCUGUUGGGCUAUAACCUCAUUGUUAUGCACGUGUUAAGCCACACAGAAGGCGAUCUGAAGAUAUGCGAGGAGAUCAUACAAAAACAGUUGAAUAAACACGUGAAUGGUGUUUGGUUUUUAUUUUUUAAAGGCAGGCUUGAACUGACGAAGGGGAAUUUGGACUUGAGUGAGGAAUUUUACAAGAGGUCGUGGAAGUCGCAGGAUCUUUGGCCGCAGUUCCAUCAUAUUUGUUACUGGGAACUUGUGUGGGUACAUUGCUUGAAAACGGAAUGGAAGGAAGCUUUACAAUAUUGUUCGCUAUUGUUGGAAAAGAGCAAGUGGUCCAAAUGCCUGUACAGUUACCAAAAGGCUGUGAUAAUGUGCAUGAUGAAAAAUGAGUUAACUCGCGAUCAGAAGCUUGAAAUCGAUAAUUUAAUGAGGGAAGUACCAAAAUGUAAACAACGAAUCGCCGGCAAAUCACUUCCCAUGGAAAAAUUCGCCGUGAAACGAGCCGAAAGAUACUUCAACCAGAAUCACAACUUAGUAAUCCCUGUGAUCGAACUGAUGUUCCUCUGGAACCUUUUCAAAGUGCUCAAGAACUUCAGCGUGGCUAGCGACAUAUACAAAGUGAUCGAAAAAGCUCUACGGGACCUGAAUGCUUCUACAAGGCCCACCAAAUAUGACGUUGAUAACAAAGCGCUAGCACUGUUGCUGCAAGGCGCUUGUCUGAGGCACAUGGGGAGUCCGCUGCAAGCGUUGGAGCGCUUGGAAACUGUCAUUUCCAUGCAGAAAGAUCUGGUUGAGGACCACUACCUCGUGCCUUACGCCAUCGUGGAACUGGCGUUAGUUGAGUGGCAAAAUGGGAAUAAGGAAAAGGCCAUUUUGGCUUUGGAGGAUGCAAAGUGAGUAUAAC
Molecule: messenger RNA, 1725 nt
Organism: Acanthoscelides obtectus
Lineage: Eukaryota; Metazoa; Arthropoda; Insecta; Coleoptera; Chrysomelidae
Source: the annotation of a GenBank genome assembly